Opisthorchis viverrini is the source of this 240-nucleotide messenger RNA. RefSeq lists its product as hypothetical. NCBI's taxonomy places the organism in Eukaryota, Metazoa, Platyhelminthes, Trematoda, Opisthorchiida, Opisthorchiidae. The transcript is spliced from 2 exons. The coding region runs from base 1 to 240 and encodes 79 amino acids. The record is from RefSeq and is a predicted model, not a curated record.
AUGAACCAACAGCAGCAACAAACCACUGCAGACUAUCCACGGACUAGAUCACAAAGAGGGACGGCAUUCACUCCAGAAGACAAGGACAGACUGUACUGGACCUACGAUAAUAAACUAGAGGAUAUGAUCGAGGAAGAGCAACUCGUCCGGAAGAAAAAAACCAACUCCCAUGGACAGUUUGGACACGAUGAAUUUACCAUGUCAACCCACCGUAAAGAUACUGUUCCGAAUCCGAAAUGA